Molecule: messenger RNA, 1503 nt
Organism: Calliphora vicina (urban bluebottle blowfly)
Lineage: Eukaryota; Metazoa; Arthropoda; Insecta; Diptera; Calliphoridae
Exons: 3
Coding region: 1-1503 (500 amino acids)
Source: RefSeq, a predicted model, not a curated record
AUGUUUAUUAAAAUUAAAUUGGAACCUCAAAGUUUAAAGGCUCUAUCGCCACUUAAGAAUAUUUCAUAUUUUUCUAUCGAUGAUGAUGCAACCAUUAGUAAUUUAAAGAAGAAAAUUGAGGAAUAUGUUGAUGUUCCUGCCGCUCGUCAAGACAUUCGUACACUGACAAAAGUUUUCCAAAACAGUUGGUUUGUAAAGGAAGUAUGCGAUGUUCGUGGCUCAGCUAUAAUGCUAUACGCAUAUGAUGAAUACUAUGACAAUCCUCAAUUUGUAUGUUUCUUGCAAGUGUAUACGAAUGAAUUGGCUGUUCAGCAGCAAGAGCUUGAAAAUCAUUCAAAACUGCCCAUAGCCAAGGUUAAAUUACCGACACCUAGUUCCACAUCAUCGAUAACACUGAUCGCCGAUUCGGAUAUAGAGAGCAAUUCUGAAGCAACGGAUACUGAAACGGAUUCAAGUAAAAAUAGUGAUUCGGAUGGUACGGAUAAUUCAGAUUCAUCAUGUGGCAGAAAACGCAGUAAACAUGUCAUGAAAAAUGUUUCACAAACUAAAAAGUUAAAAGUUACAGCCUCUUCGGGAAGUCAAUACUCGGAAACUUUAUGCCAGUAUUUGGAUGAAUUUCCAAAAUGUUCGAAGCAAUCAAAUUCAACUGAAGGGUCAGAUAAUAAAACAUUAAAACCAGCUUCAACUGAAUGUCCUAAUAAAGACACCAUCUCGAAUGAGAACAGCUCAUUAUGCAAAACGAGCACAGAUAAGGCAGUAAUUGAAGAUAACAAUAAACAUCAGGAAAAUACUAACACCCAAGCUUCUCUUGGAACAAAUCCACUAAGUAGCAGUUCAUUAAAUUCUAAUUCAAGCAUCAAAAUACAAUCGAAUAUUAUUACAACCACAAAUAACAAGUCCAAUAACAAUAAUAUCCAUCCUUGUUAUAACAUUAAUCCUGAAAUAAGAGAUUACUUGGCCAUUAUUUCUUCAAACGAUAUGAAUACCACUAUCAGUAAUGUCGAAUGUGAAGAAUUGUUAGUUUGGUUUUUUGAUCGAUUUCGUGCAUGUGAUUCAUCCAGUCAUCUACAGUUUGAUAACAAAACAGCGAUAACACUAUUUGAUGGUAAACUUUGGAUAGCCUGCAUGAAUAACAAUACGUUUCAAUGGAUAUCUACAAGUAUAACAAAAUAUUCCCCGAAAUCUUACAAGAUAUUAUCCCUAAAAGAUUCAAAACAUUUGUGUGAAGUUGUGGUUCCAGUUGUUUCAAAUAAAAAAAGUGUUUUAGAUAUUUUUGAUUUGUUGGAAAAACAAAACAAAAAUAUCACAACAUUAAAAUGGUCGUUGCAAAGUCGCAAGCCCUUAACGGCCACGGAUGUAGAUUUUAACGAGAAAGCCGUAUCAGCAUUUUGUACAAACGAAAUGUUUAAUAUUGUUGUGGAUACGGAAAGUAGAGAAUAUUUAGAAAAAUUAGAUUUUAAGUUAAAAUACUGUUUCUGGCAAAUUGUAUUAAAAUUUAUUUAA